Messenger RNA from Dermacentor albipictus, 2307 nucleotides. RefSeq names its product 4-pyridoxate dehydrogenase-like. Lineage: Eukaryota; Metazoa; Arthropoda; Arachnida; Ixodida; Ixodidae. Gene Ontology annotation, molecular function: flavin adenine dinucleotide binding; oxidoreductase activity, acting on CH-OH group of donors. The record is from RefSeq and is a predicted model, not a curated record.
GUAUUUUUUGCGCGGCACCAAAAGCGUGCGCACCAUUCACUUUCUGCGAGAGUCGCACGCAAACAAACCUCGUGCGCUUCCCAGUUGUGGCUUGCAAGACGCUGUGGGCGGCGAGACUGUGUGACGCCUCGUGCGGUGCUCGAAGCAGUCAUGGUGUCGAAGGCGGACCUCCUCGCGGUGACGAUGAUGUUCGCCUACAUGAAUCCCAAGCAAUCACCCGAACACCUGGACACGCCUCUGAAGCAAUUAAGAAAGGAGUACGACUACAUCAUCGUGGGCGGUGGCUCAGCAGGCUCUGUGUUGGCCAACCGCCUGUCGCAAGACCCCUCGCACCGAGUCCUCUUGCUUGAGGCCGGCGGCGUCGAGGACUCGGUGACGGACGUGCCUAUGCUGGCCUCUGUCAGCCACCACACGGACAUCGACUGGAGCUUCGUCGCCGAGCCGCAAGAGAGCUGCUCGUUCGCACUCAGGGAACAGAAACCUGUGUGGACUCAGGGCAAAGUUCUGGGGGGCAGCAGCGUGCUCAACUUCAUGAUCUACAACCGAGGCAACCGGCGCGACUACGAUACGUGGGCGGCAGGCGGAGCCACCGGAUGGUCAUACGACGAGGUGCUGCCCUACUUCAAGAAGUCCGAAGACAACACCAAUGCCAGCUAUGUGGCUAACGGCUUUCACGGCACCGGCGGCGAGUUGACGGUCAGUUCGGCGGAGUACCAAACGUACGUGCUGGAGGCAUUCCUGAAGGCGGGACAGGAACUGGGCUACAACGUUGUCGACGCCAACGCAGGGGAGCAAACAGGUUUCUGCCCCAACCAGUUCACUAUGCGAGGCAAAGAACGCUGGUCGACGUCCAAAGCGUUCGUGAUUCCUGUCGCCGGAGAGCGUCCGAACUUGCAGAUCUCCCUUUUCUCUAUGACCACAAGGGUACUUUUCGAAGGAAAGCGUGCCGUGGGCGUGACAUUUCUGAAGGACGGUGUCGAGCACACCGCGCUGGCCACAAGAGAAGUCAUCCUGUCCGCGGGAGUUGCUAAUUCACCAAAGCUGCUCAUGCUGUCCGGUGUCGGACCGAAGGACCACCUCAAUGAGCUCAAGAUCCCCAUUGUUGCUGACCUGCCGGUGGGCAGCGAUCUUCAGGACCACGUGAUAGUUGGCGGUAUCGGUGUGCACCUGCGAGAUCCAUACAACAUUGGGGUGUCGGGAGUCAAGGCAGCACUGGACUACUACCGCUACAACACAGGUGCGUGGACACUUCCUGGUGGAGCAGAGGCUGUGGCUUUCGUCAAGACGAAGUACGCAAACGCAAGCGACGACUAUCCAGACGUGGAGAUCAUGCUGAUCGGCGUGCCGCCGAGCUCUUCCUUCGUCGAGACGUACCUAACCGGACAGGGGCUCAAGCAGGAGGUGUACGACAAGUACUACAAGCCUUUCCGAGGCGAGCCGUCCUUCCAGAUGAUCCCUAUGGUGAUGCGGCCCAAGUCGCGGGGAUUCAUCAAGCUGCGUUCGGCCGACCCAUUGGACGCGCCGGUCAUUGACCCGCGGUACUACAGCCACCCAGAUGAUGUGGACGUCAUUGUGGAAGGGCUUAAAGUGUGCAAGCAGAUCGCCGACUCCGAGGCAUUCCGUGCGCACGGCGGCAAGUUCUGGACGGUCCCAUUCCCGGGCUGCGAGCAGCACGUGCAGUUCAGUGACGAGUACUGGCGCUGCCUGGCGCUUUCCUUCGCGGCCACUGCGGCGCAUCCGGCGGGCACGUGUCGCAUGGGCAGCGACUCCCUCGCCGUCGUCGACCCUCGGCUCAGGGUGCGCGGAGGCGUGAGUGGACUUCGCGUAGUGGAUGCCUCCGUCAUACCGGACAUGCUGUCAGGCCACCUGAAUGCGCCGGUCAUGAUGAUCGCCGAGAAAGCCGCUGAUAUGAUAAUGGAGGACGCCAGAAACAGUAUUCCAUUGGGAAGCAGAGUGGUGGCAUCCAGCUUGCAGGAGGCACCAGUCGGUGAAGGCACAGUCUUUGCUUCGGCCACAGCCUCACCCAUGUGUUCUGCUAUCUCGUUCUGGUUGUGUACGAUGGCAUUGCUUGUGACGCUACUGUGCCCGCAUUCAAUGGCGCAUCGAUAAGAUUUAUUCUCUGGGAAAUCACCUGCAGUAUGGACUCUCCCGCCCUGGCCCACCAUAGCCGAAAAGCACAGAUCAACAUAUCUGUGACCGCCGCAUACACAGCCUUAUAUCGAUGAACAAUUCUAUCUUUACUUCCAUUUCAACGUCUGUCAUUCUUCGAAGAUGUGUAAAUAUUAAAAUUGAAGACAGCAUACACUC